Molecule: messenger RNA, 518 nt
Organism: Cricetulus griseus (Chinese hamster)
Lineage: Eukaryota; Metazoa; Chordata; Mammalia; Rodentia; Cricetidae
Source: RefSeq, a predicted model, not a curated record
GACGGACCACCAUGAAGGCCUCAGGCACGCUUCGGGAGUACAAGGUGGUGGGGCGCUGCUUGCUCACCCCGAAGUGCCACACACCACCACUAUACCUUAUGCGCAUUUUCGCGCUCAACCAUGUGGUGGCCAAGUCCCGCUUCUGGUCCCAGCUGAAGAAGAUGAAGUCAUCCGGGGAGAUAGUACAUUGUGGAGAGGUGCGACCUGAGGUCCCACUGCAGGUGAAGAACUUUGCCAUCUGGCUUCACUAUGACUCCCGAAAUGGCACAUACAACAUGUGCCGAGAGUACUGGGACCUGACUGUCACACAGUGCUACCGAGACAUGGGUGCCCAGCACUGUGCCCGUACACACUGCAUCCACAUCAUGAAGGUGGAAGAGAUUGCAUCGGGCAAGUGCCAACGGCCAGCUGUCAAGCAGUUCCACGAUUCCAAGAUCAAGUUCCUGCUGCCUCACCGUGUGUUGCGGUGCCAGCACAAGCCACACUUCACCACCAAGAGGCUUAACACCUUCUUCUAG